This is a messenger RNA of Stylophora pistillata, 1202 nucleotides long. Its product is annotated as P-selectin. The record is from RefSeq and is a predicted model, not a curated record. Lineage: Eukaryota; Metazoa; Cnidaria; Anthozoa; Scleractinia; Pocilloporidae.
CAGUAAUUUGAUCAGAAAAUGUUGUGCAUUGGUGGUUUGAUACGCUGUUUCUUGCUUAUUGCAAAUUUUUGGAUUUCUCAUGCAUGCCCUGUAGGAUAUGCAGGAUCGCCAUGUACUCCCCGCAGAUGUGAACCUUUGAUCACUCCACAAAAUGCUAUGAUUUCGGGAGGCGCAUGUUCUUCACAAUAUUUGUCGGUUUGCAAAAUGGCAUGUCGCUUUGGAUUUGCACCCUCUGGCAGCACUGAACGACAGUGUGUUGUGGAUGCAGCCUCUAAUGUGAUGGUGUGGUCUGGGUCGCCGCUUCUAUGUCGAGUUCGCCAAUGUGACCCUCUGUCUGCUCCUGCUAACGGUUAUAUCGUGGGAGGGGUGUGUAGUUCACAUCUUUUAUCAGUUUGCCGAAUGGAGUGUAACAAGGGAUACGAAGUCGUAGGAAGCUGGCGACGUGAAUGUAUCGCGGUUCCAGUUUCUGACAUCAUGAUGUGGUCUGGGACACCGAUGACAUGUCAAGUUCGCCAAUGUGAGCCUCUGUUUGCUCCUGCUGACGGUUUUAUCGUGGGAGGGGUGUGUAGUUCACAUCUUUCAUCGGUAUGCCAAAUGGAGUGUAACAAGGGAUACGAAGUCGUAGGAAGCUCGCGACGUGAAUGUAUCGCGGAUCCAGUUUCUAACAUCAUGAUGUGGUCUGGGACACCGAUGACAUGUCAAGUUCGCCAAUGUGAGCCUCUGUCUGCUCCUGCUGACGGUUUUAUCGUGGGAGGGGUGUGUAGUUCACAUCUUUCAUCGGUCUGCCAAAUGGAGUGUAACAAGGGAUACGAAGUCGUAGGAAGCUCGCGACGUGAAUGUAUCGCGGAUCCAGUUUCUAACAUCAUGAUGUGGUCUGGGACACCGAUGACAUGUCAAGUAAUACGAUGCCCAGUUGAAUUUGUACAGAACGCUGAUCCCCCGAACGGAAUAUGUUCGAGUGCUGGCCUUGAGUAUAAAACUCUCUGUACCUUUAAAUGUCAUCCGGGAUACCGUCUCAAAGGUUGCCGGAAACGACGUUGUCAAGGCGACAAAACAUGGUCUGGGACCAGUCCAACCUGUGAACGUUGAAGAUUCGAUGAAGAUGAAGACGUCAUAGAAGUCAUUUUCGAAUAUGAUUUAAAAUUGAUUGACUUAAGUUUCGCCUGGGGAUAAAAAUUUAAUGCUGCAAUAAAAGUAAUAUU